GAAGAAUGCAAUACGUGAAACCCAAACCGAGCGCGAGAUGUUUCUAAACAAAGCGAACAUGGAGUUUAUGUCUGAAGUGAAGUCGACUAAUUGCUCAAAGAUCGUUUUUGAGUACGUUAGUAAGUUCAGUAUCGGAAAGCUAAAUCUGCAUUGGAGCGACUGCCAAGCGACGGGCUGACCGACAACACAAAGAUUGAGUGUGACUAUGGCACCAUUCACCAUCUCCACACCUCAUCCGUCGCCACAUCAAGGCUGUUUACCUCAGAAACCUUUAUUCGUCCAGUCCGAGAUGAGUCUUUCGUCCAGUAAACGUCAAGAUCUGUGUGUGUUCGAUCAUUUAAAAGCAUCCAUCAUCAAAAUGAAGCUGUGGCAGGCUGUAAACGCAGUCCAGAACUACUGCAUGAGUCUUACUCAACUGCUCAAAUCCAAGAUGAUUUUCUUCAUUUGUGUUGGGAGGAAAAUAGUAGCCAUGAUGGGCAUCUUGAGGAAAAGUGGUGCGGAGGCCCUGGAGAGGCCUGAAGCCAGGGAUGAAGAGCGGGAAAUGAAGGAUAUGGAUAUGGAUUUGGCGGAAAAAGAGCGGGAAUCUUCACAGAAUGAUGAUGAUUUGGAGGAAAAAGAGCGGGAAUCUUCACAGAAUGAUGAUGAAGAUGAUGGAGAAUGGGAGUCAGAUGAAGAAGCUGAGGAUAAAGAGGAAGAUGAAGAAACUGAGGAUGAUGAUGAUGAUUCUGAUUGGUCAGAUGAUGAUGAUGAUGAUGAUUCCGAAGCUUCGGCUGAGAGUCUUGAGAUUUGGGAAUCGUUCCUCAAUAAUGGCGACCCGUAUAAUCCUCUGAGCUUCUCCUCGUCUGUCAGCUCCAGAACGAACACACAGCCGAUCAAAACACAACCUUCUGCAGAUACAAGACGAGAAGAGAGUCCAGAGAAAACCCAGUCGAAGAGCAGUGGGAAGAAGGUGUGUUUCAGCGAGCGCGUGUGUGUGCGCCCUCUGCUGGUCUGGAGUUAUGCGAGCAGAUCCGCGCGGGACGGUUCCUGCUGGCUGCAGAUGGCCAGAGACCGCGAGCGUUUCAGGAGGAGAGUUCAGACACUGGAGCCCGUCCUCAAACCCUGCCUGAUGCCUGAACACAGAGCACGAGUCUGGGAGAGGCUACACAUCAACACAGCAUCAUGAUGAAUACACACUCUUUAAUGCAGCAGCAGCAGCUCGCGCCUCAUGUUUAUGGAGGAGCGCAUCGUUUUUGGUGCUUUUUACACAGAUUUUUUUUUUAUAUUGUUAACGCAUUGUGUUCUGUUUGAUUUUAUAAAUGCAUUUAUGGAUGAGUGCAUCAUUUUUGAUGCUUUUGAACACUGAAUGUUUUUAUUUAAAUACGUGUAUAUAUUGUUAACGCAUUGUGUUGUGUUUGAUUUUAUAAAUGCAUUUUUGGAGAAGCUCAUCGUUCUUGGUACUUUUGAACACUGAAUGUUUUUGUUAUAUUUCUAUUUUUCAUGCAUUGUGUCGUGUUUUAUUCUAUAAAUGCAUUUGUGGUUAUUUUGCACAUUUAAAGUUGUAGAAAACUCUGUAUUUCUUAUGCGUUUCAUGUAGCAGCUGAAAUAUUAAAUGUUUUCAAUAUGCAUCCUUUA
Molecule: messenger RNA, 1614 nt
Organism: Danio rerio (zebrafish)
Lineage: Eukaryota; Metazoa; Chordata; Actinopteri; Cypriniformes; Danionidae
Gene: ppp1r15a
Product: protein phosphatase 1, regulatory subunit 15A
Source: RefSeq, marked predicted